ACUUUUGUCUGAGUCUGACUACUGACUGAAUUAUUUUGAAGUAUUAUUAAGUAAAUACUUCUUGCCCUUGGUUACAAUUUAGAUAACCUAACAUUAAAUCAAAUUUCUUUAGAUAUCUAUAAAAAUGAAGCACAAAAUAUUAGAACUUUAUAGUGGUAUUGGAGGAAUGCACUGUGCUUGGAAGGAUUCAGGUUUACAUGGAGAUAUAAUAGCUGCAAUAGAUAUUAACACAGUUGCAAAUGAGGUGUAUCGUAAAAACUUUCCUGAUACAUUUCAAAUAACUAAAAAUAUUCAGUCAUUAACAGCAUCUGAGAUCAACAAGCUUGAAGUUGACACAAUUCUCAUGUCUCCACCAUGUCAACCAUUUACAAGAAAUGGCAAAUAUUUGGAUGAUAGUGAUCCAAGAACAAAUUCUUUCCUUUAUAUAAUUAGCAUUUUAAAAAAUUUAGUAAACAUUGAAAAUAUUUUAAUGGAAAAUGUUAAAGGCUUUGAAUGUUCGAAAGUUAGAAAUUUAUUUAUAGAUAAAUUAAAAGAAUGCAACUUUGACUAUCAAGAGUUCCUUUUAUGUCCCAGUCAAAUUGGAGUGCCAAAUUCAAGACUACGAUACUACUGUUUAGCAAGAAAAACAUCAUCCAAGUGGCAGUACAAAAGGAAAGAAGAAAUUAUAUCUGAGCCUCCAUUUGAAUCUACACCACUAUUUCCUCUACGGGAUAUCAUAGAAGAAACUGUGCUUGAGGCAUAUUACUUGAAUGACAAAGUAUUAAAAUGGGGAAAAGUUUUGGAUAUAUGUUAUAAAGAUUCAAGAAGGUCUUGUUGUUUUACCAAGGCAUAUUCCCAUUAUGUGGAUGGAACUGGUUCAGUUUUUACUGAAAAGAGCCCAGAAUUUGUUAAACAAUGUUAUUCUGAAGCAAAUAAGUUUGACAUAGGAAGUGAUGAAUAUAUAGCAAAACUCAAGGAGCUAAAAUUAAGAUACUUCACCCCUAAAGAGGUUUUGGCAAUCAUGAUGUUUCCUAAAGACUACAUCAUACCUGAUGUCACAACUAUGAAACAAAGUUACAGGUUAAUAGGAAAUAGUGUUAAUGUUAAAGUAAUAACUGAACUAUUAAAAGUUUUAUUUAUGUAGCUAUAUGAUUACAAAGCUGAUUAUUGA
Pieris rapae (cabbage white) is the source of this 1150-nucleotide messenger RNA. It is a transcript of the gene Mt2, whose product is annotated as tRNA (cytosine(38)-C(5))-methyltransferase. Lineage: Eukaryota; Metazoa; Arthropoda; Insecta; Lepidoptera; Pieridae. Gene Ontology annotation, molecular function: methyltransferase activity. The record is from RefSeq and is a predicted model, not a curated record. The coding region runs from base 125 to 1123 and encodes 332 amino acids. The transcript is spliced from 3 exons.